Molecule: messenger RNA, 1086 nt
Organism: Galeopterus variegatus (Sunda flying lemur)
Lineage: Eukaryota; Metazoa; Chordata; Mammalia; Dermoptera; Cynocephalidae
Product: mitochondrial amidoxime reducing component 2-like
Exons: 6
Coding region: 2-730 (242 amino acids)
Biological process (GO): nitrate metabolic process
Cellular component (GO): mitochondrial inner membrane
Molecular function (GO): pyridoxal phosphate binding; molybdenum ion binding; molybdopterin cofactor binding
Source: RefSeq, a predicted model, not a curated record
GAUGGUUAUCAAGGAGGAUGGACACAUGGUCACUGCCCGGCAGGAGCCGCACCUGGUGCUGGUCUCUGUCUCCCAUGGGAACAACUGCCUGGUCCUCAGGGCUCCAGGCAUGGAUGAGCUGGUUUUGCCUAACAAGUUGCCUUCCUCAAACAAACUCCACAACUGCAGGGUAUUUGGUCUUGACAUUAAUGGCAGGGACUGUGGUGAUGAGGCAGCUCAGUGGUUCAACAAAUUCUUGAAAACAGAAAUAUUGAGGUUGGUUCAAUUUGAAAUGGACAUGAAAGGAAGAGAAUCAAGGAAAAUUUUCCCUGCUUUUGUGCAAAAUUACCAGGUGGCCUAUCCGGAUGGCAGCCCAAUCAUGAUCCUCUCGGAAGCCUCCCUGGAAGAUUUGAAUACCAGGCUGGAGAAGAAAGUGAAAAUGGAGAAUUUCAGGCCAAAUAUUGUGGUGACAGGCUGCAAUGCUUUUGAGGAGGACACCUGGGAUGAACUCCUAAUUGGUGGUGUAGAAAUGAAAAAGGUGUUGGCUUGCUCCAGGUGCAUUAUGACCACUGUGGACCCAGAUACUGGAGUCAUAGACAGGAAGGAGCCACUGGAAACCCUGAAGAGCUACCGCCUGUGUGAUCCUUCUGAGAAGCAGAUAUACAAGUCGUCCCCACUUUUUGGGAUCUAUUGUUCAGUGGAAAAAAUUGGAAGCCUGAGAGUUGGUGACCCUGUGUAUCAGAUGGUGUAGUGACAGACCCAGCAGGAUGAUAUGGUAAAGGGGCAGCUUUGCUUCUGGAAUACAGUACCUGGAAACCAUGGCCACAUUUUCUUGUGUUAAGAUAUUUUUUACACUUUGCUGUUUUACUUCUUGGGAGAAUGAGCAGUUUUGUAUUUUGAUCUUUGGAGUUGGAAAAUGUGCUUUAUUUCUAUUCCCUUUGGUAAUCUGUGUACUUCCACCCAGCCUUCUCCACUUUUCCACUCAGUUAUAAAAUGCUGACGGAGGAGCCUCAGCAGAAAGGCAGGCAUAUGUCCCAGUCCAGUAAGGAGUAUCAUUAAGGGAUAGGGAGAUGAAGGUGAGCGAUUCUCAAGAGUUAUGUAUUUAUU